Gigantopelta aegis is the source of this 1614-nucleotide messenger RNA. Its product is annotated as cholinesterase-like. Gene Ontology annotation, molecular function: neurexin family protein binding; signaling receptor activity. Gene Ontology annotation, biological process: synaptic vesicle endocytosis; neuron cell-cell adhesion; modulation of chemical synaptic transmission. Bases 1 to 1614 code for a protein of 537 amino acids. Gene Ontology annotation, cellular component: cell surface; synapse. The transcript is spliced from 11 exons. The record is from RefSeq and is a predicted model, not a curated record. Lineage: Eukaryota; Metazoa; Mollusca; Gastropoda; Neomphalida; Peltospiridae.
AUGCCCAAUGUACGUAUUUUGCACCCCUCGGAUCCCCCAUCAGCACCUUCAAUGAAAACACUACAAAGAACCAUUGUGGAUACCGAACUGCAAGCCAGAAAUGGCGAUUUGAAUCCCCAAGAUCCUGAAUCAUGGGCGGACAUUCUGAACACGACGGAGAUACCACCAGCCUGUCCUCAGACCAGUUGGCAUUACGUCAGCGACCACGUGCCAGACUUCAGCUACCAUGACGAGAACUGCCUGUAUUUGAACAUCUUUGUCCCUCGGACACCCGGUGCUACUGUGAACGACCUGGCUGUGUUGGUGUACGUGCAUGGCGGUUCUAACGAGCAGGGAAUGGCUGCCAUGUUUCAUGGAGACGUCUUGGCGGCGUUAGGCAUCAUCGUCGUUGUAGCAGUCAACUACAGACUCGGACCGUUUGGAUUCCUGACCGGGCAGAAUGCGGAUUUCCCUGGUAAUUAUGGUCUAUUGGAUCAAAGUUUUGCUCUUCAGUGGGUUCAAAAGAACAUCCGUUUCUUUGAUGGCAAUCCAGCCAAGGUCACGGUUCAAGGACAUAGUGCUGGUAGUUCGGAUGUUGGUUUACACAUAUUUUCACCAAAAUCAAAAGGUACGAACUUGUCUGUUUCGCUACGUCAUCAUGCAGAGUGGUGUUCCAGCAGCCAGCUUCGCGAUCGCCGUCCACCACGGAAAUCGGAAACGUCCCUGACAAUAUUUGCCGAACAUUAUGGCUGUUCAAUCUCCGACAAGAAGCGCAUUAAGCAGUGUCUGAAAAACAUUGACUGGGAAACCAUCAUCAGCGAUAACCACAUAAUUCACCGGACCUCCAAUCCACCUUAUCGUUUAGUCGAUUAUAUGCCUGUGGUUGACCAUGUUUUCAUCAGUGACAUGCCAGAAAACCUGAUAGACAAGUGGCCGCUAAACGGGGACGCCUUCAUGACUGGCGUCACCAAGGACGAAUGUUCAUCAUGGGUCAAAGUCGAUGUCACCGAAUUAACGGUAAAUAAAGUGAAAAGAGGAAUUUUUGAAGGGGUAGUUCCAGAGUUUUCUCCAGAAUUAAUCGAUUUAGUUUUAAAAGUAUAUAAACCUUGGUCUGAUCCAACAAACGAAACUGCAAACAUCGUGGUUUGUCCUAUUUUGUUUCCGAUCAUGAGUGACUCUUUAUUUGUUGCGCCAGCUGUAGACUUCGCCAGUCGGAUUUCUAAGAGAAACAGAAAUACUUAUUUUUACAUAUUCGAGUACCAGUCGCCGGUUUCUCCACCGCCAUCUUGGUUAGGAGUCCCUCACGGGCGCGACCUCUUCUACCUGUUCGGCUGUCCGUUCACGGGACACCCUCUUUACAACUACACCGACGACGACCGCCGUGUCAGUCGCAUCGUCAUCGACAUGUGGAGCAAUUUCAUUAAACAUGGGAGGACCGCCACUCUCCUAGGAGAUCCGAAACACGAGUUUAUGCCUCCUGUAUCGCCUGGGGAGGACCGCCACUCUCCUAGGAGAUCCGAAACACGAGUUUAUGCCUCCUGUAUCGCCUGGGGGAGGACCGCCACUCUCCUAGGAGAUCCGAAACACGAGUUUAUGCCUCAUGUAUCGCCUGGGGGAGGACCGCCACUCUCCUAG